CUUCGUCCCAUGGUCUUCAAACCGCGUCAAUAUCAUCAUCAUUUCGCUGCUUACGUGCCAUUCUCGUCUGAGAGACGACUCCUAUAGAGAUUCCUGGUCCCUUCAACUACAUACCUCAACAGGAGGGUUUGCAGUCCGCUGCAGUCAAACGUUGCACCCAGCCACCUCGUUUAUCUCGCGUUUGCCAGACCGACAAUAGAUAACGACAAUAUCGAAACGAUGGGGGCUUACGAUCCAGAGAAGGAGAUUCGACAACCAUUGCUGAAAGACAGGCAGUCUUCCGAUCCGGCAGAAUCGAUACAACCGAGCAGGAAAUCAACUUCAUCUUCGUCCUCGUCCGAGAAGCGGCGGAAACCCACUGUAUCGACCGUUGCAUUUUCACUUGUCCUUCUUGGAGCUAUUUUAGCAUUCUUCUCAUCGUUGACUCUCCUGCUAGCACUCGCCAACACGUUAUCGAGUUCGCCUGCAGAAAAGCUGGAGGCAUGUGCCUGGGAAACCCUCAAAACUCACGUGUCGCUUCUCGACGUCCCCCAAAUCAGCCAUGAGGAGUUUCUCAAGCGUCAAUCCAUUUUGGCCGCCGCAUUGGACGAAGCUGGUGUCGAUGCUUUUAUCGCCGAACCGUCAGCCUCUUCCAGCUAUUAUGCCAAUAUCUCCUCUUCAUACGAUUUGUCCGAACGUCCAUUCUUGAUGAUCUUGGACCGAACAGGCAAAUUCUCUUACCUGGCACCGAAAUUCGAGCUAGGUCGCAUUGCUGGCCUCGACAUGGUCUUCACGGAGAAGACAGUCAUUGAAUGGGCUGAAGAGGAAUCACCCUACGAAGUCUUGAAGCGGGAAACCGGGUACAAGAAGAUCAUGCUGGAUGAGCAUGUCCGAUUCAUGAUUGCCGCCGGUGUCCAAGCUACUGGCAUCGACGUCGUUCCCAUGUCCCAAGCUAUCCAGUCACUCCGCUCAGUUAAGACUGAAGCUGAACUUGCUAUCCUCCGCGGGAUUAAUGGCUUCACUCUGGAGCUGGUUCGCUCACUUCAGAAAUGUAUCGACAUCGGCAUGUCACAAGAAACCAUCAACACAGCUGCCCACAGUCUCUUCUCUCGAGCUGAUGUCGGAGCAGGAUAUUGGGCAAUCAUCCUCUUCGGCGAGCAAGCAGCUAGUCCUCAUGGUGGAUCUUCAGGAAAGACAUUGCAAAACGGAGAGUUCGUACUCAUCGAUAUUGGAUCCAGCCUGCACCGCUACGGAAGCGACGUUACUCGCACAAUACUCCCUUCUAAAUCUACUGUCAGCAAGGAGCUCAUGGGUAUCUGGAAGACUGUUCAUGCUUCGCAGAUUGCAGCUGUGGCUCUUAUGCGUGUCAAUGAGACGUGUUCGGACGUGGACGCUGCGUCGAGGAAGGUCAUUACUGACGCGGGGUAUGGUCAGUUUUUCACUCAUCGACUUGGGCAUGGUCUGGGAUUGGAGAUGCAUGAGCAUCCUUAUUUAAAUGGUGCCAAUUCGGAGAAGUUGAAGGUUGGAGAGGUGGUAACGAACGAGCCGGGUAUUUAUGUCACUGGUGAGCAAGCAAAGGGAUUAGGCAAAAGCGUUGGAUUUGGCGUUAGACUUGAAGAUCCGAUUUUGGUCACUGCACAUGGCGGUGUGCCAAUGACCGGUUCCAGAGCCAAGUCGCCCUACGAGCCAUGAACAAAAUACCUAUUUUGUCAUCUUGAAGCCGUUUUCGGUAUUGAUAUGAGGAUGUCAUAUAAACUGUAUAUUUCAGACCCGCAAUUACAUAUCCUUCCCUUCC
Molecule: messenger RNA, 1774 nt
Organism: Cadophora gregata
Lineage: Eukaryota; Fungi; Ascomycota; Leotiomycetes; Helotiales; Ploettnerulaceae
Exons: 2
Coding region: 220-1671 (483 amino acids)
Source: RefSeq, a predicted model, not a curated record